GUUUUUAUGCAAAUGGUAUUUUCAUUAAUAUCACUCUAUUAAUGCAAAUUAUUUGAACAAUUGUUUAAUUAUAGCAAAUGGAAUCCAGAAAUGUCUAAAACAAGGUUGAAAUAAUAUCAAUAGGUCAUUAAAAAUUAUUUCCAUCGAUGUUUAGAAGAAACGGGCCUCUUAUAAGACUUCUAAAACUCGGCGCAAUCACUAUUAUAGUGAUAUGUGGAUUGAAUUUUAUCAGAGAUGUUUGAAAAGCAUUUUUUAAAUCACUUGGAACAUCAGUCUUUGAAUUAUCAAAAUCGGCGCUAUCACUUUUUUAGUUCUAGUGGGAUUGCAAAUAGUACGAGAUCUUUGAGAAAUGGGAACUUAUUAAAGAUUCAUGAAAUAUUUUAGCGACCUA
Messenger RNA from Phyllotreta striolata, 391 nucleotides. Lineage: Eukaryota; Metazoa; Arthropoda; Insecta; Coleoptera; Chrysomelidae. The record is from the annotation of a GenBank genome assembly.